Messenger RNA from Arachis stenosperma, 3001 nucleotides. RefSeq names its product putative receptor-like protein kinase At1g80870. The coding region runs from base 358 to 2451 and encodes 697 amino acids. Gene Ontology annotation, molecular function: protein kinase activity; ATP binding. The transcript has a single exon. Gene Ontology annotation, biological process: protein phosphorylation. The record is from RefSeq and is a predicted model, not a curated record. Lineage: Eukaryota; Viridiplantae; Streptophyta; Magnoliopsida; Fabales; Fabaceae.
GUAAUGUAUGACUUUGGAUGCAUAGCUAUCUUUUUAGUCAAAAGUACCUCAGGUCGGGUCCCAUGCAUUCCUCCCUUUUGUUCUAUCUCUCACUUCACUUUCCAGUUUCCACAGCCAUAGAUAUUAAUCAAUAUACAAAAAAGAAAAUUAGAAAAGAAAGCACAAAUCAAGUAGAAUAGAGUUGGUCUCGUCCCCUGAGGACCGAGGCAGACCUGAGGCCAGAGGAGUGAUGAUUAUCUAAUCGUAAAGCAAGCGAUCCACUUUGGAUACCCAUUGAAAAGAAAACAAAAGAGGAACAAUAAUAAUAAUAAUAAUAAAAAAACACGAGAAUGCUCAUCUGCCUCAUCAUUCAUCGCCAUGCCUUCAAGAGCGUUGCCACCAAGUGUUAGCAGGGCAAAGAGCAAGGGCGUGUUCCUUGCACUGUCCAUUUCAGCUUGUGCUGUGAUCCUGUGCUCUGUGCUUUACUUCCUUUACCAUUUGUGGCAGUCUGUGGUGCACAGAGGAGCAAAAACCAUCCCGUUCGACGCAAGUGCUCCGUUGAAGCUGCAGAGGUUCUCCUACAAAGACCUGAAGCAAGCGAGCAACGGCUUUGACAGGUGCAACGUGAUAGGGAAGGGUGGGUCGGGCACUGUGUUCAGGGGAAUACUGAGGGACGGGAAACUGAUUGCCAUAAAGCGGUUGGACUCCAUGACGGUGCAGGCAGAGAGAGAGUUCCAGAAUGAGGUGCAGGUUCUGGGAGGGCUGAGGUCACCCUUCUUGGUGACCCUGCUGGGCUACUGUGUGGAAAGGAACAAGAGGGUGUUGGUGUAUGAGUACAUGCCCAACAGAAGCCUCCAGGAGUCCCUCUUUGGAGAUGCAGAUGCAGAUGUCACCUUGACUUGGGACAGAAGGUUCUCCAUUAUCCUCGAUGUUGCCAGGGCUCUCGAGUUCUUGCACCUUGGAUGUGAUCCGCCCGUCAUACACGGCGAUGUCAAGCCUAGCAAUGUCCUGCUCGACGCAGACUGCCGUGCCAAGAUCUCCGACUUCGGCCUCUCCAGGAUUAAGCUCGACCCUCCUGAUCUUGCUGUCGACUUGUUCAGCCAGGAUCUUUCAGGUAACUUAACUGCCGACACUCAUACUCCCACUCACACUCACACUCAGAGUGUUGAUGAAGUUGAUUUCGCUAUGGCCUUGCAAGCCUCCUCUUCCUCCAAGAAUAGCAUUAGCAGGCCCUGCUUCAAUGUUAGACCUCUCAACUUGAAUUCUUUUAAUUACAAUCCCAAUCUUGCUGCCGCCGAAGCUGAAAUCACCACUGUAAAUACUAAAGGCAAGGAAAGCUCUACUUUUGAUUUGGGAGGGGAUGAUUGGAGUGGCAAGUUUGUUCCUUAUGAUGAUGAGUUUUCUAGCCUUGAUCAUAGCAAGGACCUAACUGGAGUUCAUGCUUCUUUCGCGGACGAUGACAAGGCAAAUGGGAAGCAAUGGGGAAAGGACUGGUGGUGGAAACAGGAUGGAAGCGGUGAAUUAUGCAGCAGAGACUAUGUCACGGAAUGGAUAGGGAGUCAGAUCGGCCCAUCCAACGCAGAUUGGGUCGAUGCAAAGAGUAACGUUGCCGACAAAGCUGAGUUGGAAAGAUCAGGUCCAAUGGAUGAAGCCAGUGAUGCAAACGGACCCCAGCUACAGCAGGUCUUUGGUAUGGAAAGCACCGUUGAGAGAAAGAAGAAGAACCCGCGGAAGAUGCGAGAGUGGUGGAAAGAAGAGCACAUUGCUGAAUUGAGCAAGAGCAGCAGCAAGCUCAAGAGUCUUCAAGCCAGGUGGAAGAAAGGCUUAAAAGUGCCCCAUUUUGAUCUGGGCAGAAGAUUUUACCUUUGCAAACGAAAGAACUUGGGAGAGGAGGGUGGUCAGAAUGAGUAUGAUCAAAAUGGGGAGUUCAGCUUCAGAAGAGGAUGGAAGAAGAAGAGCACUCAUUCCGUUGGAAGUGACAUGUGGAGUGGGGAUCUUUUCAGCCGCGAGCUCAGCAGCACAACCAGCAUGAGAGGGACACUGUGCUACGUGGCUCCAGAGUAUGGCGGCUGCGGCUUCUUAAUGGAGAAGGCCGAUAUAUAUAGUUUUGGGGUUUUGAUUCUUGUGAUUGUGUCGGGAAGAAGGCCGCUACAUGUUCUGGCAUCUCCCAUGAAGCUUGAGAAAGCUAAUUUGAUCAGCUGGUGUAGGCAUCUUGCUCAAGCGGGUAACAUUUUAGAACUAGUGGACGAGAAAUUGAAGGAACAUUACAACAAGGACCAAGCAAGCCUUUGUAUCAACUUGGCGCUUGCUUGCUUGCAAAGAAUUCCAGAGUUGCGCCCUGAUAUUGGGGACAUCGUUAAGAUUUUGAAAGGGGAGAUGGAUCUUCCGCCACUUCCAUUUGAGUUCUCCCCUUCACCACCUUCCAGAUUAUAUAGCAGAUCAAGGAGAAAACAGAAGGGCACUGUCGAAUAGGUUUAGGUGUUUAGCGAUGUUCAUGGAACCUGAAUGAUUCAUGUUGUAUGUAUAUCAUCUAUCAGAUAAGUUAUUUUUGGUGUUUUCGCUAGAGCCUACAAGUUGCAUAAACUCUGUUUGUAAUUGUAUGUAUCCUUGUCAAUUGUGAGUGUGCGGUUGCAGCAUUGGGUAGCUUAGCUCUUCAUUGUAAUAGGUAAGGGCAGAAGGCUAUUUGUUAGUUGCAGUUUGUUUUUCAAGAGAUCAAAUUGUCUUAAAAGGGCUCCCCUAACAUGACACCAUACACCACUUGUUUCUUACUUUCUUUUAUGUUAAGAGAAAAUUAAUCCUACUCGUCAACAUAUAAAGCAUAGUUGAAGUUCAACUAAAUCAUUCUAGUAUAUGUCCAGUUAUGCACACUAAAAAGAUCAAUGAAAUUUGAGGCCAAGCAAUAAACAUACUCUCCCUUACUUAUCUAUUUAUUUUUGGUCAAUUAGGGCUUGAUGAGAUUGACAAUGAAAAGUUCCACUUGUAGGACAAAACAAUGGUUAACAAACAAUUCUAACACUAUUGA